Molecule: messenger RNA, 1776 nt
Organism: Phoenix dactylifera (date palm)
Lineage: Eukaryota; Viridiplantae; Streptophyta; Magnoliopsida; Arecales; Arecaceae
Product: dihydrolipoyllysine-residue succinyltransferase component of 2-oxoglutarate dehydrogenase complex 2, mitochondrial-like
Biological process (GO): tricarboxylic acid cycle
Cellular component (GO): oxoglutarate dehydrogenase complex; mitochondrion
Molecular function (GO): dihydrolipoyllysine-residue succinyltransferase activity
Source: RefSeq, a predicted model, not a curated record
GACCAGACGGCGAGCCGAAGGCCUCGAAUAUAUAAAUGAAAAGAAAUGAGGAAGACUUGAAUCGAGAACCAUCUCUCGUCUCUCUGCUCUUCUUCUCUUCAAGCAGCGAUCAAGGUGAGAGCGUCUCGGCCAUGGCGUCGAAUCUCGCUCGCCUCGUCCGCCGUCCCGUCGCGACAUUUUUCCUGUUACAAAGUUACAGGCAUGUUCGAAACUUCAGCCAUCAUGUCUUCCCAGGUAUCUGUGGUCCACUUGGCUCAAAACCCAUGAGGGAAAUUACUCAGUUCCUUCCUAAGAAUUCUCCUUACCAAUUAUGGAGUAGGUCAUUUUCUUCAGAAAGUGGUGACCUUUUUGAUGCGGUUGUUCCAUUUAUGGGUGAAUCUAUUACCGAUGGAACAUUAGCAACCUUUCUAAAGAAACCUGGAGAUAGGGUUGAAGUUGAUGAACCAAUUGCCCAGGUUGAGACUGAUAAGGUGACUAUUGAUGUUGCUAGUCCUGAAGCUGGGGUUAUCGAAAAGUUUGUAGCCAAAGAGGGUGAUACCGUGACACCAGGAACUAAGGUUGCUGUGAUCUCAAAAUCUGCUGCCAGUGUAACACAUGUUGCUCCAUCAGAGGAGAAACCAGGUAAAGAAGCUCCUAAACCAUCUCCACCUGCAGAAAAAGAGGUUGAAAAACCUAAAGUGGAACCUUCCACCAAAGAGAAACCCAAAAAGGAGAAACCAUCUCCUGCACCUCCUAAAGCUGCUGCUUCUGAACCUCUGCUUCCUCCCAAGGAAAGGGAAAGACGAGUUCCCAUGCCAAGGCUUAGGAAACGAGUUGCUACUCGUUUGAAGGAUUCUCAGAACACGUUCGCAAUGCUAACUACAUUUAAUGAAGUUGACAUGACCAACUUGAUGAAACUGCGCUCUGAUUACAAGGAUGACUUUGUGGAAAAGCAUGGUGUGAAGUUGGGACUCAUGUCAGGAUUUAUUAAAGCAGCUGUUUCUGGACUGCAAAACCAGCCAAUCAUCAAUGCAGUCAUUGAUGGAGAGGAUAUCGUAUAUCGAGAUUAUGUUGAUAUCAGCAUUGCUGUUGGCACACCUAAGGGCCUGGUGGUGCCGGUUAUUCGUGAUGCUGACAAGAUGAAUUUUGCGGACAUAGAGAAAACAAUUAAUACUCUUGCUAAGAAGGCAAAUAAUGGGACAAUCUCGAUCGAUGAAAUGGCUGGAGGCUCAUUCACAAUAUCUAAUGGUGGAGUUUAUGGAAGUCUUUUGAGCACGCCGAUUAUUAACCCUCCACAAUCGGCUAUCCUAGGUAUGCAUUCUAUUGUAAACCGGCCAAUGGUUGUGGAUGGUAAGAUUGUCCCAAGGCCUAUGAUGUACAUUGCAUUGACCUACGAUCAUAGAUUGAUUGAUGGGAGAGAGGCAGUCUUCUUUUUGCGGCGCAUCAAGGAUGUGGUUGAGGACCCUCGCAGGCUUCUCCUCGACUUAUAGAUGCACCUAAGCACUGUAGAAGUAAUCCUUGAUUCCCACUUGUUUUGCAACAAAUAAUUUCAUCCUAAAAAUUUUUGGUCAGCUCAGUUCUUAUAUUUCAACCAUCAUGAUUUCUGUUUUGUUGAGGGUGAGAUACCUCAUGACUACAUCUGAAUUGAUGCUUUUGAUUUAUUACACUCAUGUUUCAUUUAAUAAUUUGGUUUUAUAGACCUGGAGCUGUACAAGAGAUGGCAAUCAUUCUUGCAUUGUAUAAUCCUUGAUCAUUUGAGAGAAAGUAUUAGUGGUUGUCUACACUAAUGCACUUUUU